Molecule: messenger RNA, 810 nt
Organism: Bacidia gigantensis
Lineage: Eukaryota; Fungi; Ascomycota; Lecanoromycetes; Lecanorales; Ramalinaceae
Exons: 1
Coding region: 1-810 (269 amino acids)
Source: RefSeq, a predicted model, not a curated record
AUGCUUCACCUCCUAACCCUCAUCUGUCUCUGGAUCACCACCACAUCCUCUUCUGUCACACGACUAGGCUUCGCCACACCAGACCCAGGUCCCGUUAAAAACCUCAACACCACUCCCGUGACCUUCUCCCCGAAAUGCAAGCCCUUCCCCGCAACCUACAACCCCGCCGAAUGGGCACUAACCAUCCAACCCGAAUGCCAACAAGCACUCGACUACUUCAAAACCUGGGCCCAAGCGACUCCCAACUUCCCUCUCAUGAAGACCUUCGACGAGACAUGCACCUGGUAUGAUCUCCCCUGCGUCUACGCGCCCACCUACUUCGUCUUCAACGACUGCGCUUUCACCUUCUACCUCCUCGACGGGGCCGUAGAACUACCCAGCAUGAGGACCGUCGAUGCCAUCAAUAAAGCCGGGAAUGUGCUCAAUGUGUGUAAGUAUUAUGGCGAGCUGCAGAUCGAUGCGAAUGUUGAGGUUGCUAUUAUGGAUGGCUUGCAGGCGUUGAGGGAGGCGCAGGGAAAUGGGAAUCCGGUCUUUCCGCCCCAGAUGGUGCCGGUCUUGCAGUUCCGCAAUGCGACUGUUCCGCCGGGGUUGGUGGGGAGUGUUAGUGCGUUGAGUAAUCGGACGCUUGAUGCGGAGGUCGGUGUGGCUGGGAAUGGGAGUGUGAGUGUGAGUGGCGUAGGCGCUUCUUCGACAAGCCGGUUCGAGACGACUUCGGUACAACAGGCGCCGACGCAGAUGGCGGUGGGGACGUUGAGUACGCCGAAGGUUGGGAGUUCUGAUGAGCCUUAUCGAUUCAAGAGGAGAGUUUGA